This is a messenger RNA of Tetrahymena thermophila SB210, 2454 nucleotides long. RefSeq lists its product as hypothetical. The record is from RefSeq and is a predicted model, not a curated record. Lineage: Eukaryota; Ciliophora; Oligohymenophorea; Hymenostomatida; Tetrahymenidae. Gene Ontology annotation, molecular function: protein binding. The transcript has 3 exons.
AUGAAAUAGAUUAAGUACCUAGUUUUAACUAUUUUCAUAGUAAACAUAUCGAAAUUAUAAGCUCAGUAAUGCCAGAUAGGAUGCCAAGCUUGUGUUACGCUUAAAAAUAAUAUAUCCUCUUGUAAUUAAUGUUUAAGCGAGUAUCAAUUAAGCAAUGGCUCUUGCAUCUAUCAAAACUGCCAGUAGAAUUUAUUCUACUAAAAUCACAAUAACUAAGAUGAAAACUCUUAAGGAAGCUGCUAGUCUAUUUGUGAUCCAUUAUACUUUGCUGAUUUACCAACAAAUACAUGCCAAAAAUAGGUCAAAUGCUCGUCAAUUUACUCAACUCAACCAAAUUUUUUAAACAACGGCAUUCCAACAGAUUUUUUUACAUAUCAAAAAUCCUAUUAUGUAUCUCUGUAAUAAGGAUAUCUCUCUAUCUAUAAUAAAAGUAAGUUAGAUUUGGUAAAAAAUCUUAGCUACUAAACAGAUGAUUUAAGAAUUUAAAACAUAGGAGAUUUAGUAGUGAUUCUCAAAAAAGACUUCUCAAUCAACAUUUGGGACAUUAUUAACGAAAACAGCCUAAAUUUAAACCAGCCUAUAAUCUUCUCUUUUGAAAAUAAAGGUAAUAUUAUUUAAAUGCUAUAAUCAACAAAUUCAAGCAGAAUUUUUGCUAUUUUUGCUAACGAAAUAUUAGAGAUUGAUUUAAUUGCGCAAACAUUCUCUACUUUAAUACUUUAAUAAUCUAUUCAAAAAGUAAAAAUAAUAACAUCAUCAAAUGAUUUAAUUACCCAACAUUUAAUAAUUCUAACUGGGUAAAGCCUCCUAGAUUAUAACUACAUUACAAAAUAAUCAAACCUAAUUUCAAAUGAAAAUCAAAUAAUUUCAGAUUUUGAUGUUGGAACCUUCACUGGAACAAAUAGUCAGCUAAUUGUUCUCUCUAAUCAAAUUUAGCUAAUAAUUUACAAUUUUGCAAACAAUUAAUAUUAAUAAUCAUAGCAAACUUUUUCUUUGAAUUUUUAAUGUCAAUUUUUAAAGAAAAUCCCUUUAAAUUUUGACCCUCAUCAAGAAAACGAAUCAUAAAUGGUAUUUGAAAUUGUUUUAUUUUCUUAGAACUCAAUUUAAAUAAUUAGGAAUAGCAAUGUUUAGGAAUCCUCUUUGGAGUUAGAUAUCAUAGAAAAUUUCAAUCUACCGUUUCCCACUCCUUCUUCUUAAACCAAUUCAGUAGCCCUAACUUUCUCUCCAUAACUAUUAAUAUCGUGUCAUUAAAAUGGAGAUAUUAUUUUUUAUGAUGCGUCUAGAGGAAUUAAUAUUAAUCUUAUUCAAAAAUUGAGUUUUUAGAAUUAAACAUGCCUCGAUUUAUAGAAGUUUCAUGAUAACAGAAUUGCAGCACUUAUGGGCUAAAAUAUUUUAUUAAUUGAUCCUCAAUAACAAAUUAUUUUAAAUUAAUUUACUAAUUUAACUAACAUUAUUUAGAUCGUAUCAAAUUAUGAUAAAUUAGCAAUUAAUUAUAAUAAUUGCAUUCAAAUUGUCACCUCUGAAUUUAAAACCUUAUUUUUGGAAUGCUAGACUAUUUUUUCAAGUAAUAAUUUAAAUAUUGUAUUGAGCUAUGAUUCAAGAGUUUUCAUUUAAAAAGCUUAAGAAAUUUCAAUAUAUUAAAUUAAUUUUGAAAGUUAAUAAGCAUCAAAUAUAAAUUAAAUAUUUACAACAAAUUAGAUUUAAUACUUUAAUAGAAUACAAAUUUUUAACUCUGAUUAAGACACAAUAUUAAAUAAAUACUCUAUUGACGAAAUAGUGUAUUUUGACGCAUAGAGUAAUUUUUACAUUUUAGAUGGAUAUCUUUCAAACAGCUAUGUAGUGAAAAUUAGUUUGCUAAAAAGGGUUGUUUCUGUUAAAAGAGUAAUAAACGAUGCAUCUGUUUACUUUUUAGCAGGCUUUUAAUUAGUUUAAGGCAACAAUAGCAUUUUUUUAGUAUCCAAAAAUUUAAGUUACUCUCUUUUAAUUCAUACUAAUAAUUAUUUCCCAUCAAUUGAAGAGCCAAAAAAAAUAAUAAACGCAUAUGGAAAUGUGUUUUAUGGCUUUACGAGAACUAUUUUGCUAAGCACUUCCACUCUUUUCAAAUAAUUCUAAGUAGAUAUUAAAAGAAAUAUUACAUAUAUUGGAGGUCAUGAUCAUAUUAAUAUUGGUUUAGCAUCAGGAUCUGCUUACAAAAUGAUUGGAUCUCCUUUAAACUUUCAAAUCUACUAUGGGAGUUAGUUAGGCUUGAUUUAUACUGGUAAAUACUAAUAAAAUAGGUACCAAGUAUUACCAACAAAUUAAAUAUUAUAAUAGAAUAAUAAAAAUGAUUAAAUACUAGAAAUUAUUUAAAGCGCGAAGCUAGGAAUGAUUAAUAAAGUCUUGUUUGUUGGAACUAAAACUAGUUACUUGUUGUUGCUUAUAGUAAAAAAUCGUAGAAAUUCUACUAUAAAGGAAUGA